AUGUUAUUAAAUUUUGAUGAGCAUGUCUUUAUCAUACAGCCGAACUGUUUUGAUUACAGUGAUAUCGAUGAUUUUGGCGGAAAAUUACCCCAAUAUUGGUUCUCAAUUGAUCAGUCAUUAUCCAAUAAAGAUAGUCCCAAUCAUGUUUCAGAUUCCGAUCAUCUAUCAACUAACAUUGGCUCAAAAAUAAGAGUAGCUACAGGAUUUCAAGUUCGUAGUCGUCGGUCAGCUACAAGUAGCCUUAUGAGAACUGGUCAAAGUGUUUCUGAAACAGCUACUUCUAGUUCAGAUAGUCAAUUUGCAGGAAAUUUUCAACCUAAAGAUAAUUUGAAAUUGAAGAAAAUCAAUACAGAUACCAGUUUAAUAAGACGUGGCAGUAAAUCAGAGGAUAUAGGACAGACUGAUGAAGAAUCAAUCAAUGAUAUUACUACAAAUUUGAGUCUUAGUGGGAAACAGUUUGAAAAUGGAAAGUUUUCAGUAAGUGUAUGA
Molecule: messenger RNA, 489 nt
Organism: Schistosoma margrebowiei
Lineage: Eukaryota; Metazoa; Platyhelminthes; Trematoda; Strigeidida; Schistosomatidae
Source: the annotation of a GenBank genome assembly